Molecule: messenger RNA, 1173 nt
Organism: Colletotrichum aenigma
Lineage: Eukaryota; Fungi; Ascomycota; Sordariomycetes; Glomerellales; Glomerellaceae
Product: Endochitinase 42
Exons: 4
Coding region: 1-1173 (390 amino acids)
Biological process (GO): carbohydrate metabolic process; chitin catabolic process
Cellular component (GO): extracellular region
Molecular function (GO): chitin binding; chitinase activity
Source: RefSeq, a predicted model, not a curated record
AUGGCGUCCGCCGAGGAAGAGCUGUACGCCGGCAAUGGCAAUCUGCGCUGUGUCAUGUACCUCACCGGCCAACACCCCAACGUGCCCUCCAAGGAGCUCGUGUCUCACAUCACCCACGUGGAGCUUGCGUUUAUGAACUCCGACACCUUCAACAAGGACGUCGCUGAGUGGCCGCUGUUCACUACCGUCGAAAAGGUCCGCACCCAGUUCCGCCCCGGCACCAAGGUCAUGGUCGCCAUUGGCGGCUGGAGCGACACCAAGGGUUUCGACACGGCUGCUCGUACCGCCGAGUCUCGCGAGAAAUGGGCCAAGAACGUUGCCGACAUGGUCAAGGCUACCGGUGCCGAUGGCAUCGACAUGGACUGGGAGUACCCUGGGGGCAACGGCGAGGAUUACAAGAACAUCACCAACGAGGAGAAGAAAUGGGAGAUCGAUGCGUACCCGUUGCUCCUCGAGGAGGUCCGCAGACAGCUCCCCAAAGGCAAGCUCAUCUCGGCCGCCACGCCCGGCCUUGAGCGCGACAUGAUUGCCUUCACCAAGGAGCACACUCCCCGGAUCGAGCGCGCUCUUGAUUUUGUCAACGUCAUGACUUAUGACAUGAUGAACCGCCGAGACAACGUCACGAAGCACCAUACCGGUAUGGAGCUGUCCCGCAUCGCCGUCGAGAACUACAUGGCCCGUGGAGUUCCCGCCCACAAGAUCAAUCUCGGGUUCGCCUUUUACACCAAGUGGUUCCACACCACGGACUGCCCCGAUGGCCUGGAAGUCGGCUGCCCGACGCCGUUGAUGGAGGAUCCCGUGACGGGCGGCGAUCUCGGACAGACCGGCGGCUUCAGUUGGAAUGACGGAGUUCCGGACGAUGUGAAGGGCUCCUUUGAGCGGGCUCAGAAGGACGGCAAGUAUGAUGAGAAGGGCGGCGGCUACUACUAUCUCGACAGGGCCGAGAAGCGAUUCUGGACGUACGACAACGGCGAUGCAAUCCUCCGCAAGUUCCCCGACCUCGUUGACCGUAUGCGGCUCGGCGGUGUGUUUGCAUGGGGGUUGGGCGAGGACGGCCCCGAUUAUAACAACCUCAAGGCUGUCAACAAGGGGUUGGAGCAGCGCAGGGGUAGCGGUGGCAUCUGGGGUCCUGGCCCGUGGGGUCCGGGCCCGCACGCCGCCGAUGAGCUGUAG